CGGCCGCUGCGGGAUGGCGCCGCCGCCGCUGCUGCGCGCCGUCAUCAUGGGCCCGCCGGGCUCCGGCAAGGGCACGAUCUCGGCGCGGAUCAUCAAGCACUUCGGCAUGAAGCACCUCUCUAGCGGAGAUAUGCUGAGGGACAACAUGCAGAAGAAGACAGAAGUUGGAAUCCUUGCCAAGUCCUACAUUGAUCAAGGAAGGCUUAUUCCAGAUGACAUCAUGACACGGCUGAUGCUGAAUGAGCUAAAAGGUCUAGAUCGAUACAACUGGCUGCUGGAUGGUUUCCCUAGAACAGUUGCUCAGGCACAAGCCCUGGAUAAAGAGUGUCAAAUAGACACUGUGAUUGACUUAGACGUACCAUUUGAAACCAUAAAAUGUCGUCUCACUGCACGUUGGAUCCACCCUAGUAGUGGCAGAGUCUACAACCUUGAAUUCAGUCCCCCCAAAGUGCAGGGCAUUGAUGACAUUACUGGAGAGCCCCUUGUUCAACGAGAUGAUGAUAAGCCAGAGACGGUUACCAAGAGGCUGCAGGCUUACGAUGCACAAACAAAACCUGUUCUAGAAUACUAUCGGGAAAAAGGGCUGUUGAAAUCCUUCUCUGGAACAGAAACUAAUAAAAUCUGGCCACAUAUCUAUGCUUUCCUCCAAACCAAGUUGCCGGAUGUGAGCCAGAAAGACACUGCCACUCCCAGGUGAAAUUAGGUCUAACUUCUGCUCACUGGUCAUAGCACACACACGAUUACACAAGAUUCAGCAAUCAAUAAUUACUCUUAAGUAGUGUACCAGACUGAUCAAUAAUUAAAGUCUACUGUUGUCCCUAAAUUACAUUAUGAUAAAACUAUGUCUUCUCUGGUUCUCUCUUCAACACUGUAUUUGUUUUUAAUUUUAAAAUAUGCCUGAUUUUCAUAAUAUAGUAAUUGACUUUAACAAAAGCAGAUACUCUUGUGUCUCUGUUAAUCAGAAAAUAAUCAUGUUUGGUAAUAAUAGUGAAGGAGAUACGUUUCAGAAUAUAGCAUACAGAGGAUUUUUGCUGAUUUAAUCAUUCACUAACUGCAGUGUGAAGCAGUGACAAAAGGUAUGGAAGGAAGUUUCUUGAAUGCUUGACUUGUGGCCUCCCAGAAGCUGUGAGGGACUGUGGCUGCAGGAAGCACAGGACAGUUUGGGUUGGAAGGGAUCUUCUAGCAGUCAUUUAGUUCAAGCUCUCUAACACGUAAGGACAUGUUUCAUUUUAUCAUUUAAAAUUCAUUUUAUCAUUAUAUUCAUUUUAUCAUUUUCAGGCUGCUGAAAGCUCUGCUCAUUCUGACUUUGAACACAGCUUCCUUGGCAACUUCUUUCAGUUGCUCAGCCUUUGUGGGGGGAAAAAAUAAAAAUUAUAUACAGUGGUAGCUUAAUCACAUAAAAUGAUAACUUUCCUUAGCUUUACUGGUUUUGCUGGGCUUAAGUUACCCUUGAGACUUAGUGGAUGAUUUGCCCUAUUGCUGUGGUUCUAUUUCUGCCUUUGGCUAUAUUAUUGGCAUGAAAAAUUUUGUAUGACUUACAAAUUCAUUUGGUAAAGCCUCUGUCUUUGAGCAGCUGUGCAAAGCUUCACUAGUAAAAAGAAAGCAGACA
Molecule: messenger RNA, 1609 nt
Organism: Lagopus leucura (white-tailed ptarmigan)
Lineage: Eukaryota; Metazoa; Chordata; Aves; Galliformes; Phasianidae
Gene: AK3
Product: adenylate kinase 3
Exons: 5
Coding region: 14-697 (227 amino acids)
Biological process (GO): nucleobase-containing compound metabolic process
Cellular component (GO): mitochondrion; cytoplasm
Molecular function (GO): AMP kinase activity; ATP binding
Source: RefSeq, a predicted model, not a curated record